GGUCCAGAUCCUCGUCUCAACCUGGACGCCGACCGUCAGGCUCCCAGGUGGUAGACUAUACUUCACGCCCGCCUAUGCCCGCGACGGCAAACAGCUUGUCAGGAAUGAACAACGCUCCGCGGAAGGUUUCGAUUCCUUCGAAGCUCAAUCCCCUCGCUCAGGCUCUGUCGAUCAACACAGCGCUGCUAUCACCUCCCCUGCCAUCAUCGACAUUGUCCCUCGUCCCCCCUCCGCCGAUCCCGCAUGGGAACUUACCCACCACCCCGACAUCACCUUUGCCCCCCUUACCCCCAAAUGACGCUUUGCGAAAGCCUUACCAUCUAAUGAGCCUACUCCGCCAGACAAUGUCGUCGAAGACCGGCGGGUACAUCACGAGGCGUUUGCAUGUCCCAUAUGAGGUCUGGUCACAGGGUGGUGUCAAGCUGAACAACCUAGCCGAGAAAGUGCGAGUAGUCGAAGUACUCUGCUCAGCCCUUGAAGACGUGGAGAAGUGCAGCGCAGAAGUAUUUGGCGCCGGAAAUGUCAGCAGUGGUAUGGGCCUGGGGAUCGGCAGCGUCGGUCGGAAAGAAGGUGAAUCAUGGGCAGCCAAGUUGGACGACUUCUCUUCGGUUUGCGAUAGUGUUGUCGCUAACUUUGGGAAGAAGCUUGGAGUAGGCGAGGGAUUUGCGUUGCAGAAAAAGAGUGGUAUGACAUCAUGGGGGGGCAAAUUGACCCGGCAAUUUGACAAGUUUACCGCCGGUAAAAACCUCGAUUCGCCAACUGCAUAUACCCAAGGUCUAUGCCGGCUGUUCUCUCAGGCGCAGUUGCUUGACGAGCAUACAAAGGCCAUCAUGUCGCAGGCUCCGACGUACGCGGCCUUGCCUGCUGAUAUACGGACUGCCCUGGAUUUCAAGCUGAAACAUGCGUCGGACUUUUUCGCGCGGGUCGUUUUGACGUUCGUGAUCAGGGACCUGUCUCUCCUCCUUGACAAGUACGCAAAGAAAUGUGAAAAGUGGCUCGCGGAGUAG
This is a messenger RNA of Gloeophyllum trabeum ATCC 11539, 1007 nucleotides long. RefSeq lists its product as uncharacterized. The record is from RefSeq and is a predicted model, not a curated record. NCBI's taxonomy places the organism in Eukaryota, Fungi, Basidiomycota, Agaricomycetes, Gloeophyllales, Gloeophyllaceae. The coding region runs from base 75 to 1007 and encodes 310 amino acids. The transcript has 3 exons.